This is a messenger RNA of Phymastichus coffea, 1794 nucleotides long. It is a transcript of the gene Hlc, whose product is annotated as probable ATP-dependent RNA helicase DDX56. Gene Ontology annotation, cellular component: nucleolus. The record is from RefSeq and is a predicted model, not a curated record. Gene Ontology annotation, molecular function: ATP binding; RNA helicase activity; nucleic acid binding. The coding region runs from base 136 to 1794 and encodes 552 amino acids. The transcript has 6 exons. NCBI's taxonomy places the organism in Eukaryota, Metazoa, Arthropoda, Insecta, Hymenoptera, Eulophidae.
UCCGUGCUGCUGAUCGUGUCAGGUCAGAAUACUCGGAAUUUGAUGUCAUUUCUAGAAUGUCUGAAUCCUUCUUCGAAUAGUCAACACGUGUUUAAUAGUUUAUAAAUUGAUUGAUAUUCGUAUAUUUUUGAUAAUAUGGAUAGCGCCGUAACAGAAGAUGUACCAGAUGAACAGGAUGAAAAAAUUAAACAAUUCCAUGAACUGGGAUUAGACGAUAGAAUAUUAAAGGCUUUAGCAAAAUUAGGUUGGCCUGAGCCAACAUUGAUCCAGGAAAAAACAAUACCUUUAAUAUUGGAUGGAAAAGAUGUUUUAGUACGUGCACGAACUGGCUCUGGGAAAACUGGAGCCUUUGCAAUUCCUCUAAUUCAAAAAAUUCUUUCAAAUAAACAAACACAACAGUAUCAACAAACUACAAGUUUAAUUUUAACCCCAAGUAAAGAGCUAUGUAAGCAAAUAUAUAACGUCUUUCUAAGCCUUACAAUAAAAUGCAGUAGAGAAGUGAAAUAUUUGGAUAUUAGUCCUCAAGUUGACUUACUUGCUCAGAAAUCACUUUUAGCUGAGAAUCCCGAUAUUGUAAUUGCUACUCCUAGCAGAGCACUUCAGCACUUGAAAGCUAAAAAUUUAAAUGUCAAAAAGACCUUAGAAACAUUAAUCAUCGAUGAAGCAGAUUUAAUUUUUUCAUUUGGUUAUGAAGAAGAAGUCAAAACUUUAUUAACCUAUCUUCCAACAAUUUAUCAAGCUAUAUUAGCUUCUGCAACCUUAUCAGAAGAUGUAUUAUCUCUAAAAAAAUUGGUCCUACACAAUCCAGCUAUAUUGAAGCUUGAAGAGCCAUCGCUUGCUCCCCCAACACAACUGUCUCAUUAUACAUUAGCAGCUGAAGAAAAUGACAAAGCUGCUAUUUUGUAUGCACUGUUUAAAUUACAUCUGAUUAGGGGGAAAUGUAUAAUUUUUGUAAAUACUGUAGAUCGAUGUUAUAAACUUAAAUUAUUUCUUGAACAGUUUGGUAUUCCAACUUGUGUUUUGAAUUCUGAAUUACCUGCAAGUUCGAGAUGUAGAGCUGUUUCACAAUUCAAUACUGGCACAUACGAUAUAAUCAUUGCUUCAGAUGAAAAAGCCUUAGAAGAACCUCAUGUUAUCAAACAUAAAAAAGGAAAACGAAGAAAGGAUAAGGAAUCUGGUGUAGCUCGAGGAAUAGAUUUUCAGUUUGUUUCUAAUGUGAUCAAUUUUGAUUUUCCUCUCGACAUUAAUGCUUACAUCCACAGAGCUGGACGCACUGCAAGGGGUAAAAACCAAGGGACAGUUUUAAGUUUUGUAGCAAUCAGAGAGAGAUUCUUGUUACAAGAUGUUGAAGAAAGUUUGAAGAAGGAAUAUGCACAAGAAAAUUUAUUCAAAACUUACCAAUUUAAAUUAAAUGAAGUUGAAGGCUUUAGGUAUAGAGCUCGAGAUGCAUGGAAAGCUGUAACAAGAAUUGCUGUUCGAGAAGCCAGACUCAAAGAAAUUAAGCAACAAGUUCUAAACUGCGACAAGCUCAAAAGUUACUUUGAAGAUAAUCCACGCGAUUUACAAUCUCUUAGACAAGAUAAAGCUCUCCAUACUGUUAAGUUGCAACCUCAUCUACAAGAUGUACCAGAAUAUAUUGUACCUGCUUCAUUGAAAAGUUUAGCAGGGAUUGGGCGUCGAAAGCGAAAAUUUAACAGAGAUGUAGCUUCUAGUUCUAGUGCAGCAAAAUCGAAGUAUCAAGCCCGAAUUUCCAAUCCAUUGAUUGCAAUGUCUUUAUCAAAAAAGAAAAAAUAA